AUGCGUUUUGUCUUUUCUUUUUUUUAUUCCUUUUUUUCUUUUUUCCUUUUCUACUUUCAUUCCUUUUUUCGCGUCUAUUUCGUCCAAAGAUACAAUCUUAUAUUAUCCUAUUCUCUCUUGACCAUUUAUUUAUUCUUUUCGUUGUUACUCUCUUUUAGUUCAGCCAUUGUUUUUCUUCGUCCUUUUGCCUCUUCCUUUCUUUUGCUUGCUCUCUUUUUUUCUCAUUUUUAUUCCAUUUCUCAUUCUUUCCUUUCUGUCUUAUUGGCGUGUAAGAUUAAAUCUCCAUAUUCAACACUUUUCUUCACCUCUUGUUUCUUCUCUAACCCUAACCCUUCUACUUCUUUAUUCCUUCUUUCUAUUAUCACUCUCUAUUCUUUUCCCCCUUUUAUUUCUUUCUUUAUUUCUUUCUUUCUUUCUUUCUUUCUUUCUUUCUUUAUCAUUCUUUUCUUCUCUUUUAUGUUGAAGACAUUACCUAUCUAUCUAUCUAUCUAUCUAUCUAUCUAUCUAUCUAUCUAUCUAUCUAUCUAUCUAUCUAUCUGUGUUUCAGCCAUUGUUUUUUUUCGUCCUUUUGCCUCUUCCUUUCUUUUUGCUUGCUCUCUUUUUUUCUCAUUUUAUUCCAUUUCUCAUUCUUUCCUUUCUGUCUUAUUGGCGUGUAAGAUUAAAUCUCCAUAUUCAACACUUUUCUUCACCUCUUGUUUCUUCUCUAACCCUAACCCUUCUACUUCUUUAUUCCUUCUUUCUAUUAUCACUCUCUAUUCUUUUCCCCCUUUUAUUUCUUUCUUUAUUUCUUUCUUUCUUUCUUUCUUUCUUUCUUUCUUUAUCAUUCUUUUCUUCUCUUUUAUGUUGAAGAGUAAAUCCUCCUCCCCAUUCUUUCUCUUCUUCCCGUUAUCGUUGGAAGUAAGCUUUCUUUCUUUCUUUCUUUCUUUCUUUCUUUCUUUCUUUAUCAUUCUUUUCUUCUCUUUUAUGUUGAAGCGUAAAUCCUCCUCCCAUUCUUUCUCUUCUUCCGUUAUCGUUGGAAGUAAGCUUUCUUUCUUUCUUUCUUUCUUUCUUUCUUUCUUUCUUUUCUUUCUUUCUUUCUUUAUCAUUCUUUUCUCUUUUAUGUUGAAGCGUAAAUCCUCCUUUCUUCUUCUUCCUGUUAUCGUUGGAAGUAAGCUUUCUUUCUUUCUUUCUUUCUUUCUUUCUUUCUUUCUUUCUUUCUUUAUCAUUCUUUUUUCUCUUUUUGUUGAAGCUAAGCUUUCUUUCUUUCUUUCUUUCUUUCUUUCUUUCUUUCUUUCUUUCUUUAUCAUUCUUUUCUUCUCUUUUAUGUUGAAGCGUAAAUCCUCCUCCCCAUUCUUUCUCUUCUUCCCGUUAUCGUUGGAAGUAAGCUUUCUUUCUUUCUUUCUUUCUUUUUUCUUUAUCAUUCUUUUCUUCUCUUUUAUGUUGAAGCGUAAAUCCUCCUCCCCAUUCUUUCUCUUCUUCCCGUUAUCGUUGGAAGUAAGCUUUCUUUCUUUCUUUCUUUCUUUCUUUCUUUCUUUCUUUCUUUCUUUAUCAUUCUUUUCUUCUCUUUAUUUCUUCCUCCUCCCAUUCUUUUCUUCUUUUAUCGUUGGAAUAAAUCCUCCUCCCCAUUCUUUCUUUCUUCCCGUUAUCGUUGGAAGUAAGCUUUCUUUUCUUUUUCUUUCUUUCUUUCUUUCUUUCUUUCUUUCUUUCUUUCUUUCUUUCCCCUUUAGAAUGAAGAGCACAACUUCCUUUUUUUUUUUACUGUUCAUGGUCAUUCUUUCAUUUCUUUUUGUUGAUUGCCAUAUCUGUUUCUUCUUCUUCUUCUUCUUCUUCUUCUUCUUCUUCUUCUCCUCAUCAUCCUUAUUUUUUCUUCUUCUUCUUUUCCUCUUCUUCCUUCUUCUCACCCUCCUCUUCUUCUUCUUCUGCUUCUUCGCCUCCGUCUCCUUAUCCCCUCCUUCUUAUCCUCCUCCUCCUUAUUUUUUAUUCUCCUCUUGUUCCUCUUUUCAUUCUUCUUCUCUUCUUCCUCCCCGUCUUCUUUUUCUUCUACUUCUUCUUAUCCUCCUCCUCAUCAUCAUACUUAUUUUUAUUUCCUCCUCCUCUCCCUUCUUCAUUUCUUCUACUUCUUCUUCUUCGCCUCCGUCUUCUUAUCCUCCUCCUCCUCCUCUUCUUCUUGUUUUUCUUUUUCUCCUCUUGUUCCUCUUUUCCCUCUGCUUCUGUUCUUCUUCUUCUUCGUCAUCUUAUCCUCCUCCUCUUUUUCUUCUUCUCCAACUCCUCUCCUCCAUCUUCUUAUCCUCCUUCUCUUUUUCUUCUUUUUUCUUCUUUCCCACCUCUUUCUUCUUCUUCUUCUUCUUCUUCUUCUCUUGUUCCUCUUUUCCCUCUGUUUCUGUUCUUUUUUUCUUUUUCUUCUUCUCCGUCAUCUUAUCCUCCUCCUCUUUUUCUUCUCCAACUCCUCUCCUCCUUCUUCUUCUUAUACUCCUUCUUUUCUUCUUCUUCCUCUUCUUUCCCUCUCCUUUUUUCUUCUUCUUAUCCUCCUCUUUCUUUUUUCAUCUUUCUUCUUCUUCUUCUUCUUCUUCUUGUGAUUCUUUCUUUUUUCCCAACCUGACGUUUUCGUUUUCUUUCUUUCUUUCUUUCUUUCUUUCUUUCUUUCUUUCUUUCUUUCUCUUUCUCUUUUUUUCUUUCUUUCUUUCUUUCUUUCUUUCUUUCUUUCUCUUUCUCUUUCUUUCUUUCUUUCAUGUUUUUAUGUGCCACGUUUUCAUUGUCUGUCUGUCUGUCUGUCUGUCUGUCUGUCUUUCUUUCUUUCUUUCUUUCUUUCUUUCUUUCUUAAAUUAUCUCCCAUUUACUUUUCCACAUUCCUUGCCCUGCUUUUUAAUUACUUUUAUUUCUUUUUUCAUUCUUUGUUUCUUACUUUUUUAUUUUUUCUUUCUUCGAUUUUUUAAAUUAUCUCCCACUGUCAUUUACAAAAGUUUUCAUUCUGCUUAUUUUUUUUCCUUCUUUUGUCCCCUUUCUUUCUUUCUUUCUUUCUCUCUCUUUCUUUCUUUCUUUCUUUCUUUCUUUCUUUCUUUCUUUCUUUAUUUAUUUAUUUCCUUCUUUCUUUCUUUCUUUCUUUCUUUCUUAUGCCUUUAUACUUUUCAUUCUGCUUAUCUUUCUUUCCUUCUUUUGUCCUCUUUCUUUCUUUCUUUCUUUCUUUCUUUCUUUCUUUCUUUCUCUUUCUUUCUUUCUUUCUUUCUUUCUUUCUUUCUUUCUUAUGCCUUUAUACUUUUCAUUCUUUUUCCUGUUCCAUUAUUUCGUUUCGUCUUCAUUCAUUUUAUAUCUUUUUCCUUUUUCUUUAUAUUUUCCUCGUUUCUUUAUCUUAUCUUCUUUCAUUUUCUUCCUUCUUUCCCUUUUUUUCUUUAUUUUGCUGUAUUUUCGUUUUCUUUCCAUCUUUUGUCUUUCUAUCCAUCGUCAUUUCUUUCCUCGCCCUCUUUCUUUCCUUUUCGUGCCGUCAUUGUGUUUUUCUUUUCACAUCUCUCCUCUCCUCACGAUUCUCUUUCCACUGUCUCCUUUCUUUCUUUCUUUCUUUCUUUCUUUCUUUCUUCUGCAUUCUUUCCUUCUUUCUUUUUCCAAUCUGUCUAA
Acanthosepion pharaonis is the source of this 3588-nucleotide messenger RNA. The record is from the annotation of a GenBank genome assembly. Lineage: Eukaryota; Metazoa; Mollusca; Cephalopoda; Sepiida; Sepiidae.